Staurois parvus is the source of this 567-nucleotide messenger RNA. Lineage: Eukaryota; Metazoa; Chordata; Amphibia; Anura; Ranidae. The record is from the annotation of a GenBank genome assembly.
UCGUCUCUUCUCUGCAGUAGGACCUUACCUGUUCCUCGGUCCAGCACUGUAGAGGCUUCCGGCGUCGGCUUCUUUAGUGUCCGCAGUCUCUUGGUCAUCCCCUGUACUGUCUUCAGUAUCUGGGCAUCUGUACUGUGUCCGCAGUCUCUGGUCAUCCCCUGUACUGUCCGCAGUCUCUGGUCAUCCCCUGUACUGUCCGCAGUCUCUGGUCAUCUGUACUGUGUCCGCAGUCUCUGGUCAUCUCCUGUACUGUCUGCAGUCUCUGGUCACCUCCUGUACUGUGUCCGCAGUCUCUGGUCAUCUGUACUGUGUCCGCAGUCUCUCUGGUCAUCUCCUGUACUGUCUGCAGUCUCUGGUCAUCCCCUGUACUGUCCGCAGUCUGGACAUUCCCCUAUACUGUCUGCAGUCUCUGGUCAUCCCUUGUACUGUCAGCAGUCUCUGGUCAUCCCCUGUACUGUCCGCAGUCUCUGGUCAUCCCUUGUACUGUCUGCAGUCUCUGGUCAUCCCCUGUACUGUCCACAGUCUCUGGUCAUCCCUUGUACUGUCCGCAGUCUCUGGUCAUCUUCU